This is a messenger RNA of Vombatus ursinus (common wombat), 4670 nucleotides long. RefSeq names its product vav guanine nucleotide exchange factor 2 (gene VAV2). Gene Ontology annotation, molecular function: guanyl-nucleotide exchange factor activity; protein binding. The transcript has 27 exons. Lineage: Eukaryota; Metazoa; Chordata; Mammalia; Diprotodontia; Vombatidae. Gene Ontology annotation, cellular component: cytoplasm. Bases 667 to 3159 code for a protein of 830 amino acids. The record is from RefSeq and is a predicted model, not a curated record. Gene Ontology annotation, biological process: intracellular signal transduction; regulation of GTPase activity; cell migration.
CGGGCGCGGGCAGCUGAACCUCCCCCCAAGCCCCAGACUUGUGGGUGUGAAGGGAGGACCUGGCUUGGGCCGAAGAGUCUGGGGACUUUUUCUUGGCUUUCCAAACCGCAGCUUAGGGCUGAGAGGCUCGAGCUUCCCGCGCCAGAGGUGUUGGACACACGUGGAGACCUCGGGGGACGCGACCCUGCCGUGGUGCGUUGGGAGAGUGGUCGGCUCUGCCAAGUGUGCUGCCUCCGGGGAACUCCCCUGGAUCGCCUCGCCCCCCGCCCACAGGCAGCGCCUGGGCUUGAAACCUCUCCGCCCAGGAGGAGAUUGACUGGGGGCGGAUGCUGGUGGGGAAGAGCUGAGGCACUUUGCGGGAGGAGAAAGUCUCCUGGAAAACAGAUAGGAGAGAGAAGCAGACGCCUACUCCCUACCCCCUGUCUCUCUUCUCUCCUUUCUUGGGGGACAACCCGGAGUUCGGAAGAUAUGGCCCGGGUCAUGUGCACUUUCCUUUCUCCGGGCCCACGAGGUUCGUCUUGAGCCCUAAGCUGAGCCAAGCAGGACCCUGAGUCUUUGCACCCGUGGGAGCGGACACUGACUCUGUCGCGUUCCUCCGACGCCGGGCUCUGGGUCGGAGGCAGUGGGAGCCGGCUGGCUUUGGUUGGCCCGUCGGGCGCCGCCACCAUGGAGGAGUGGCGGCAGUGCGGCCGCUGGCUCAUUGACUGCAAAGUCCUGCCCCCCAACCACAGGGUAGUGUGGCCCUCGGCCGUGGUCUUCGACUUGGCCCAGGCGCUGAGGGAUGGAGUGCUGUUGUGUCAGCUGCUACACAACCUCUCACCUGGAUCUAUAGACCUCAAAGAUAUCAACUUCAGGCCACAGAUGUCCCAGUUUCUAUGUCUGAAGAACAUUCGGACCUUCUUGAAAGUCUGCCAUGAUAAGUUUGGGUUACGAAACAGUGAGCUGUUCGAUCCUUUUGACCUGUUUGAUGUUCGAGAUUUUGGGAAGGUCAUCUCUGCAGUGUCUAGACUCUCUCUGCACAGUAUUGCACAGAACAAAGGAAUUAGUGAACAUGAUCUGGGUGAGGAUAUCUAUGACUGCGUCCCGUGUGAAGAUGAAGGUGAUGAUAUCUAUGAGGAUAUUAUUAAAGUGGAAGUCCAACAGCCUAUGAAAAUGGGAAUGACAGAAGAUGACAAAAGAAAUUGCUGCUUGCUAGAAAUUCAGGAAACAGAAGCCAAAUACUACAGGACUCUUGAAGACAUUGAAAAGAACUACAUGAAUCCUUUGAAGCUGGUGCUGAGCCCUCUGGACAUGACCGCCAUCUUUAUCAACCUGGAGGACUUAAUUAAAGUGCACAACAGCUUCCUAAGGGCCAUUGAUGUAUCGAUGAUGGCUGGUGGGAGCACCCUGGCCAAAGUCUUUCUAGAAUUCAAAGAAAGGCUACUGAUCUAUGGGGAAUACUGCAGCCAUAUGGAGUAUGCCCAGAACACUCUGAACCAUCUUAUUGCCAAUCGAGAAGAUUUCCGGCAAAAAGUGGAGGAAUGCACCUUGAAGGUCCAAGAUGGGAAGUUUAAAUUGCAAGAUCUGCUAGUGGUGCCAAUGCAACGGGUUCUGAAAUAUCACCUCCUCCUGAAGGAACUCCUCAGCCACUCUGCAGAUCGUCCUGAGAGGCAGCAGCUCAAGGAAGCACUGGAGGCCAUGCAGGACUUGGCGAUGUACAUAAAUGAAGUCAAACGGGACAAAGAAACCUUAAAGAAAAUCAGUGAAUUUCAGAGUUCUAUAGAAAACUUGCAAGUCAAACUGGAAGAAUUUGGGAGGCCAAAAAUUGAUGGGGAAUUAAAAGUUCGAUCCAUUGUAAACCAUACCAAACAAGAUAGGUAUUUAUUUUUGUUUGAUAAAGUGGUGAUUGUCUGUAAGAGGAAAGGCUACAAUUAUGAGCUGAAGGAGAUUAUCGAACUGCUCUUUCACAAAAUGACAGAUGAUCCAAUGAACAAUAAAGACAUCAAGAAGUGGUCUUAUGGGUUCUACUUAAUUCACCUACAAGGAAAGCAGGGCUUCCAGUUUUUCUGCAAGACCGAAGACAUGAAAAGAAAAUGGAUGGAGCAGUUUGAAAUGGCAAUGUCGAACAUUAAACCAGAGAAGGCCAACGCAAACCAUCACAACUUCCAGAUGUACACGUUUGACAAGACAACCAAUUGUAAAGCAUGCAAGAUGUUCUUAAGGGGGACUUUCUAUCAAGGCUAUCUUUGCACUAAAUGUGGGGUUGGGGCACAUAAAGAAUGCUUAGAAGUGAUUCCACCCUGCAAAAUAAGGCCCAUUGGAUACAUAUGUCUACCUAAAUAUAUCUGCAACUGUUCUCCUGUAGACUCGGACGCACUAAGUACAGGAGCUGGUCCUAAGAUGGUGGCAGUGCAGAAUUACCAUGGUAUUCCAGCUCCUCCCGGGAAGCCAGUGUUGACAUUCCAAACAGGCGAUGUGAUUGAACUGCUGAGAGGUGACCCUGAGUCUCAGUGGUGGGAAGGAAGGUUAAUGCAGACCAAGAAGUCGGGUUAUUUUCCUAGUUCAUCUGUGAAGCCCUGCCCUGUGGACGGACGGCCUCCAAGCAGUAGGCCCCUAUCCAGAGAAAUAGACUACACCACAUACCCCUGGUUUGCAGGCAAUAUGGAGCGACAACAAACUGACAACUUGUUGAAAUCCCAUGCAAGUGGGACGUACUUGAUCCGAGAAAGACCUGCGGAGGCAGAGCGAUUUGCCAUAAGUAUAAAGUUCAAUGAUGAAGUGAAACACAUUAAGGUGGUAGAGAAAGACAACUGGAUUCAUAUCACAGAAGCAAAGAAGUUUGAAAGCCUAUUGGAGUUGGUAGAAUACUACCAAUGCCACUCACUCAAGGAGAGUUUUAAACAACUGGACACCACCCUGAAGUACCCUUACAAAUCUCGAGAACGCUCAGCCUCAAGAGCCUCCACCCGGUCACCAGUGUUCACUCCCCGUGUUAUCGGCACGGCCGUUGCCAGGUACAACUUUGCAGCCAGGGACAUGCGGGAACUCUCGCUUCGAGAGGGUGACGUGGUGAAGAUCUACAGCAGAAUUGGUGGUGACCAGGGCUGGUGGAAGGGAGAAACCAAUGGAAGGAUUGGCUGGUUUCCAUCAACGUAUGUGGAAGAGGAGGGUGUGCAGUGAUGACUGGAUCUGGGACGGAGCCCAUGGAUUCUCUGAGAAGAGUCUCUCUAGAGAGGGUGCAAACCUCUAGUUAAUUCAGAGGGAAAUGUCCUCCAAGCUUCCAGUAUUAAACAGCCUGAAGGGGUUGGGGAAAGGGUUGGGGGGGGAGGGAGACAAGAUACUAAAUGCAAACCAUUUGCAAAUCAGUCAUCUGCCAUUGGUGACCCAUCCCAGGGUCCAGGACUUGUAUAUAAAACUUAACAGUGUAUCUCAGAUUACAUUGCUACAGCGUUACCCACCAUCCCAGAGAAGGGAAAACACAGAACCUUUCUGAGCCCAGAGACUAGAUUGUUGGAAGUUGAUCAUUGGCCAUUGCCGGGCUUGCUACUCCAGAGGGCACCUGGGACCAAGGAAGAAAACCCACUACUCUCUUGGUGAUGGCAUCUGCAGGGUCAGAGGGCAGUGGGGAAAGUCCUUGAAAUGAGGACUGGCAGAAGAUUCCACGAACUCCUCUCCUUACCUUCUCCCUGGAGUCCUCACUUGCUGCUAGCUCUGACACCUAGUGCUUGAGGAUAAAGGACCCCUUAAUGUCUCCGUCCAGAUCACCAGCCAAGUCCUGGGCUGCAGCUGCUGAGGGAAGGGGCUGGCCUGGGGGCCGCUGUGCACAGAAGGAAGGUGACCAGUCCGAAGUGUUGUGUGUGUAAUAUUGACUCAUCCUUGGAUCAUAGAUUUAAAGCUGGAAGAAACUGAGAGGCCACCUAAUCCCUAUCUAUUUUCAAAAUGGUUUGCCUUGGGUUUUCUCUGGGCUAGGGAGGGUGAGGAAGGGAAUAGAAAACCCACCUGUCACAAGAAGCAUCUUUCCCUGGGGGAAGCUGGGGAAAUGAAGGUAGCUUCAAGAUGCUGAAACUUCUGUCAAUGGUACCGCUUAUAUUUGCAUCAAAUAUGAUCUCCCCUCACAAAAAAACAACAAAACACUUUUUUUUCCCUUCUGCUGAAGUACCUAGAAUGUAUUCAUAUUCUAUUUCCUACAAACUGGCAAACACCAACUGAGUCUCUAAAUGGGAUCAGGAAGAAAAAGAUGGUUUUCUUAUGUUAGGGACUUUGCUUUUCAUGGACCUUUUGGGGUUCUACAACUCUCAUGGGGUCCCCCAUGUGGUUUCAUAGGUACCUCCUCAAAAAAGAAAAUAGCAAUGCCUAGGUGUUUUCAGCAUGGUUUCUAAGACUGUGCUCCAUUUUCCAUACCCCAACACUUGGUUGUCCCCUCUCAUCUCAACAAAGUUCUUUUCUUCUGGGGCUUCUCUCAGUCCCCCAACCCAGGGUCUGCUUUUAACUCAUGUCAGAUAAGUGCUCUUGUGAGUGGUUAUUCCCCAUUCCACCUUCUGAUGCUUCUUGUCUCCCCCCCACCUCCAGCCUCUGUUCCUGCAGUCCUGGUCAAUCAUUUGCCCUAGAAGACAUUAGAUUCAUAGAUUUAGAGCUGGGAAGGAACCUUAGAGAUCAAUUUGGUCCAGUUCCAUCAUUUUACAGAUGAGGAA